This is a messenger RNA of Colletes gigas, 3989 nucleotides long. RefSeq names its product protein GDAP2 homolog (gene Gdap2). Bases 303 to 1838 code for a protein of 511 amino acids. The record is from RefSeq and is a predicted model, not a curated record. Lineage: Eukaryota; Metazoa; Arthropoda; Insecta; Hymenoptera; Colletidae. The transcript has 12 exons.
GUACUGAUCGCUUCGAUGACGAGGCUGUCAGUUACUGUUCGUGCACGAAUACGACGAAACGCCCGGGUGUCUUGGCGGGUUUUCGCUCGGAGCUGCGCUCACGAGACCAGCUCGAGGACGAGGAAGCGGAGGUGACGUUUUUACCAUCGAAAAGAGUGAUCGUCCAGCAGUAGGUGAAAGGAACGAGGAGAAACGAAGGACUCGCGUUUGAAAUAUACCGAAGGACAGGAAACCUGUCGAACUCCGGGGCUGCAUUUUAGUCCAGGUUUGACCGCACCGAUAGACGGACGAUUCGCAGCUGAAUGAGGCUCAUGGAACCUUUGGGUGUCACCCCGGAUGUGGUGGAGACGGGCACAUUGAAGAGAUGGGCCGACUUCCCCAUCCAGCACAGAUUUACAGACUACUCCAAUUCCAUUGGGGAACCGUCGCAUCAUACCAUAAGUCCCUUUCCGUGUCAACCGGCGCUUAACAAUAAACUUGCACUAUGGACUGGUGAUAUUUCUGUUUUACAAGUCGAUGCUGUAGUGAAUUCCACCAACGAAACGAUGGAUGACAACAGUCCUAUGUGCCAAAGAAUAUUUGCUCGGGCUGGUUCGGCUCUUAAAAUGGAAAUAUUUAACGAAGUAAAAGAAUGUAAAACUGGUGAGAUAAGACUGACACAAGGGCAUGGAUUACCUGCGCGUUUUAUUAUUCACACUGUUGGACCCGUAUACAACGUAAAGUACCAAACAGCUGCCCAAAAUACGUUACAUUGUUGCUACAGGAAUGUUUUACAAAAAGCAAGGGAACUUGGACUACGUAUAAUCGCGUUGCCAGUAAUUAAUUCCGUGCGAAGAAAUUAUCCUCCUGAUGCGGGAGCGCACAUCGCUCUCAGAACAAUAAGAAGAUUCUUGGAACAAUACGGUGAUUCCGUAACGUGCAUCGUAUUUGUCCUGGAGCCGUGCGAUCUUGGAAUCUACGAAGUUCUUCUUCCUCUUUAUUUCCCUAGAAAUUUAGCAGAGCAAGACAAUGCUUGUUGGCAGUUGCCAAACGACAUAGGCGGGAUGGAUGGAGAACCUUUGCUGCCUGACAGGCAAAUUAGAAUCAUCGACAAUCCUCAACAUGCUUUGCACGGCGACGAGAGCGUAGAAUUGUCCGCCCAACUAGAGACAUCUGUAAACAUCGGCGAGCAUGCUUUUGCACAGAUGCAGGGCGAUUUAGACCGACAAAGACUCCUCGGAGAAAGACCACCCGCCGACCCGUUAGCGGAUAUCAUGUUAAAACAAAUGCAGCAAAAGGAAAGGUACGAGAGGCUUUUAAGACGAGCGAAGACGGAAGAUCUAUCCGAAGUGUCGGGCAUCGGAUGCCUCUAUCAAAGCGGCGUCGAUCGCCAGGGCCGACCAGUGGUCGUGUUCGUCGGCAAAUGGUUCCCCGCCACAAAAAUCAAUUUGGACAAGGCGUUGUUAUAUCUAAUUCAGCUGCUGGAUCCGAUCGUCAAAGGAGAUUACGUUAUCACUUAUUUCCAUACGUUGACGACGAGCAACAACUACCCCAGCUUGCACUGGUUGCGUGAAGUUUACAACGUGCUUCCUUACAAGUAUAAGAAGAACCUAAAACACUUUUACAUUAUCCACCCGACUUUCUGGACCAAGAUGAUGACGUGGUGGUUCACGACGUUCAUGGCCCCGGCCAUCAAACAGAAAGUCCACAAUUUGCCCGGCGUCGAGUAUCUCUACGAAGUCAUGUCGCCGGAGCAAUUAGAAAUCCCAGCGUACAUCACGGAAUACGAUAUGACGAUAAACGGCAUGAGGUACUAUCAACCGGACCCCGUGGUGUCGUCCCCGUCUACAUCCACGUAACUUUCGAACGGGAUUCGGUUGCUCUGCAGCGAUGCAAUGGACAGAACCAAGUCGGAUCGAUUGUUCCGUGCAAUGCUGGUACGGUUGUACACGCGUGUGUUCCUCGAGUAAACCCAUCGUACGCCCCUUUCGUUCAUUCCACCGACUCUGGACGACUAUUGGACGAGAAACAGGGCUGCUAAUCGGGCAAGAUCGCCGUCACGAUCGGAUGGUUCCUUCGAGCCGCCAUGAUAGCUCGCCGUUACUUUGCCGCAGUGCCUCGUGAUGGAUGGAACGCGUAGGGGGGAAAAAAAGAGUACUCGUUGUCGGUGCUUCGCGCGACUAUUUUUAACGAACUGAUUCGCUGAAAAGUCAAGAAACCCACUGCCCAUCCGUCUCACCUGCGCGAGUCCCGCGUCUCGAUCGUACGUUAUUCGGAUGCUGGAUAAUCUCGCUUCCCGAACGCGGGAUACACAUUAGACAGACCGACGAUAUGGAGGCAACUUAAAACCAACCACCGGUGGAGAACGAAGAAAAUUUCUUAUUCGUCCGAGGCGAGUAUAUCGGUUGCCAAAAACACCAAUUAAUCAGUAUUUUCGUGGCCGUGUUGCCGUCGGUACAGGGAUCCUCGGCCCGCGUUCUCUUGUAAAUAUUACACUGUUCAUCGUUGACGGGAUGGAAAUAGAAGAGACGACGACGACGAACCCGAAGCAAAUGACGGCUUAAUACGAACUGACGAUCGCAUUCUAUUAUUUUCUUAUCCGUCGUUAUACAGCGAAGAGCGUCUAUUUGAAUUAUUGUACGUCGUAUUUUAUUAUGUAACGUCGUUGAUGAAUGAGUCGCGUCCCCCACCAACCGCCCCCCCCCCCCACCCUCCGCUAGCGCGGUAUUUUCGAUAUGUAAAACAAGUAGAACCUGUAACUCCCGUGCAAAGAAGGAAAUAAUAGAACGGCUGGUUCCUUCCGUGGCGUUACGGCUUCGGCAAAUUAAUGCGAACUCUGAGAUCGCGUGUCCUUCGACCCGCUGCGUAGAACCGAUCGACACGUGUACGCUGCAUUCUCGCGUGUUUAUCGAUAACGAAUCGAACGUGACUCGCUCUUGCCUCGUUUCAAUUUCAUUUAUUCGACUGCCUAAAAAUCGUAUUAGUAUUUUAAAACGAAACUUUUAUCCAACCCUGACGUUACUAAAUUGAAAUCAUCUUUUAUCGUCUCACAAUAUUAUUUUAUCCGACCCCCCGAUUAAUCGGAUUUUAUUUACAGCGACAGGAAUUAUUUUAAUGAAACAGCAAAUACCGUUUCGCUUUCGAGUCAGCGACAAAGCGAAUUUGAUCCGGUAAACCUGUAAAAGUUUGCGCGGGUUACGUUGUAAAAGCCCGUGGGACUCGGUACGGUUUAAAACGAAGCUGCUUUUGUCGUCGGUGUGUUGCAACCGACGCAAUCCUGUAAAGAGAUUACAACGGAUCGAGCGGAGGCAUUAAACUUCGGUGAAUCUGUAGAAAAGAACCGAUUCGUCAUCGAUAGGCAGAUAAGCGAACUAUUGCGGCGCUAAAGGCCGAGAGGUGCCGAGGUCGUACUCGCGGUUCAAUUCUAGAUUGGAUGAAGCAAUAAACUUAAGAGCUUUCUCGCGAUGUAUAUUUCGGGAGACAGAAUCGUUAUACUCGUUGUUAAGCAUUUUUAGCGUUUGAAGAUGAAAAAAAAAGAAAAACAAAGUUGAUAUAUAUGUAUAUAACCGACGUCGAUUAGCCCAUUUCUUUCAUUUUCUCUGUGUCACUACAAUCGCAUGGAUCACUCGCGUCCCAUCGUUGAUCAACCUCUACCGUGCGACGAACCGGAAGCAACUCGAGCGUUCAUUCGUGAACCAACGAACGAGAGGCAAUGGGUUAAUUGGCCGUACCUCGGUCGGAGAUGCGUGCUAACGUUACUACCGAAUAGCUCGUGUACGCGCAUGAUCGUUGAAAUAUAUAUUUUUAUUACGUUUUUAUUACGUUUAUUGUACGUUACGUUUGGAAUCCAAACUAUGGAUACGUUAAACACAUAUUUAUUCUAAUGAUAGCAUACAGCGUGUUCCGCUAACAAAUAGGAAAUUCGAUUUAUUUCGAUCAAGUCUUGUCUAACACGCGUCAAUGGGUGCAAAUCGAUUUAUUUUCAACGUUCGCUUUUAACGCGACGAUGA